GGAAGGCGAGAGGUGUCUCCGCCGCCCGAGCCGCGGGAGACUCGGGCCGGCUCUGUGACAGCUCGUCGGCCGCCAUGUCAGCGAGUGGGGCUGGAGACGGACCCGGCGCCCAGCGGUAGCCCUCCUUUCGCCCCCGAUUCCCAGUUUCCAUAUUGGCAGUUUUCUAGAUGUGACUUUUGCAUCCUUUGAACACCUGAGGAAACUCCCCCCAGCCUUUACAGCGCUUCCCACCCCUUUCCCUUAAAACAUGGAAGGACUUUAAUGAAACUUAAAUGGUUCAACAAAAGAUGCUCUAAUGGAUGACAGCAAAACUCCUACAUGUAAUCUGCAGAUAGAACCACAAGAUGGGUGUCAUUCUGGUGACAGCGUGGAAAGUCUAGGAACACACUUGCCUUCUGCAUCAGAUGAAAAUGAAAAUCAACUUGAUGGGGACAGGUAUGAACAUCUGAGCAGCAGUGACAGUGCAAUGGGCAAACCUCGAGUGUCUGAGCAAGACUGUCUCAACAAUAAUGAAAGUUGCACACCUAGCUGUGAGGUGGCUGCAAGUGAAAACUCAGAAAACACUCCUUGUGAAGGCUCCAGAGAUGGACAGGCUUUCUUAGGAAAGGAUAAAAAAAUACCUGGAAAAAGAAGUUCAAGAAGCAAAAGAAGCACAGCUAAGAAGAUACCACAAGGGCUUUCUUCAGGAGAUACGACGCCUUUAAUGCAAGAAAAUAUACUAAGUGCAGCCACACAUGCAAUUAGUGAAGAGUCUGCUGAAAUAAAUGCAAAUGAUCAGCCAGAAGCCCCGAAGCUAGUUCUGCAGUCUCUGUUCUCACUCAUACGAGGUGAAGUUGAGCAAUUGGAUUCAAGAACACUCCCCCUUUGUCUUCAUCAGAUAGCAGAGUCCUAUUUCCAGGAGGAAGACUACGAGAAAGCAAUGAAAUUCAUUCAGCUUGAACGAUUGUAUCAUGAGCAAUUACUUGCAAAUCUCUCUGCCAUUCAAGAACAGUGGGAAACAAAAUGGAAAACUGUACAGCCACAUACAGUUACAUCUCUAAGGAAUUCAGAGAAAGGAUUUAAUGGUGAAGAUUUUGAGCAGCUUACAAAAUUUUGCACAACACAUCAAGAUCCUCUUUUGUCCAAAUAUAAGAUAGCAGCUAUAGAAAAGUCCCUGGGAAGAAAAUGCUUUAUGCAAUUAAAAAUAACUGAAGUUCCAAAGGAAAAAGGAGCUACAGCCAAAGAACCUGAGAGUGCAACUUGUCUUGGCAUGGAAUCAAGUAAAGAAAAUCAGCAUAAAGAAGAGACCCUGGAGAGCGGCCCCUGCUGUAGUCAGGUGGACAGGCAGGCAGAUCCCCAGACCCUUGUGGUAACUUCAGGGAAGGACCACACGGAGGAGCUCUGCAGCGCUGAAGCCAAGCCAGAGGUCGCCGCCCAGCCCUCAGAGCCGGUAGCGCUGAGCAGGCCUGGGUCAGAGUCUUCUGAGAAUGCUUGUGAGGAUGACAGCUGCUUGCUGCUGUCUCAAACAGAAGCCUGCCAAGAUGUGGCCAAAAUUGAAGGUAUCGCUGAAGACCCUAAGGUGUUACUUGCCAGCAACUCGAUGGUAGAGCCUGACAUACCUCCUGUGUUGAUUUCUGACAAUAAAUAUACACAGACUCAAAGAACGGAAUUCCAGUUGCCACUUCAGGAUGCUUCUGAGGCAUUGAUCACAGACCAACAUGAGAACAAUGAACUAAAUGAGCUGCAGCAACCUGAUCUCACUGAUAGUAAUGGAAAAUCACCACCACUGGGGCAGACUGACUCAGAGGACUGUGAGGGUGUACUUUGUGAAAAUGGAGAAGUAUCUGACUUAAGUGCAGCACUACGGGAAGUGUAUAUGGCCCCAGAAGAAAAGAGAGAUAAGGACGACCAGGUCAAUAAAGAAACAGAAGACUAUUUGAACAGCCUUUUAGAAGGAUGCUUAAAGGAUGCUGAAGAUUUCCUUUCAAAUGAAGACAACCAAGAGGAAGACUCUGAUCUCCAAGAUCUUUCUCCUGAAGAAGCAUCCUAUAGUCUGCAGGAGAACCUGCCUUCUGAUGAUACUGGCUGUCUUUCUCUCGAUGAUCUUGCAAAAAGGAUAGAGAUUGCAGAGGUUGUUCCUGCUGAAGGAUUGGUAUCUAUAUUGAAGAAGAGGAAUGAUACUGUAGGGGAUCAUUCUGCCCAGAUGCAACAGAAACCAUCUAAGCGAAGAGUGCGAUUCCAAGAAAUAGACGAUAACUUGGAUCAAGAUGAAGUUGGAGGUGGCUCCUGUAUUUUACUGCUCUUGCUGUGCAUAGCAACAGUUUUCCUGAGCAUUGGAGGAACUGCAUUAUACUGCACUUUUGGUGACAUGGAGUCACCUGUUUGUACAGACUUUGCAGACAACAUGGACUUCUAUUACACUAAACUACUGCAGGGAAUGGCAGAACUUAAACACUGGAUCUACCUCUCCUAGCAGCAUCCAAGUGGGACAGGCAUGCUGGCAGUGAGAAUCAAAGAAUGAAACUUUCUAAACUUUUAUUUCAGGAGUUCUGUAACAUCCUCCCCACAGUGAGGAACCACUGACACCAGAAAUAGCAACUUUAAAUGGCAAUCCGAAGGACUCUUAGAAUAAUUCACACACUGAAGCUAAUGUUCAUCUGAGUAUUGCGGAUGGAAGGAAUGGUCUUUGGAGAGCAUGUCUAUCUUAUCUCCUCCACUGCUUCCUCGUGUAAUGAGCUACACUGAGCAAAAUUAAAAAGGGCAGUGUUGGAACCACACCAUUUUUAGCUACCUUGCCAAUCUAAUGGUAAAAGGACAGUUUGGUUUACAUUUAUUCUUCCAAAGACAUUGCUUCCAUCCUCAGGCAAUAAGCUUGUGUAUCAUCAAAAGGAGUUACCUUAAGAUUCACUGUUGUUUUUUAGUUAACUGUGGGAGCUAUGUAAUUUAGGCUUUGUUCAUUAUUUCCAGAUUCUAUUCCCCAUUCGUGAAAUGGUUGUGUAUGUAUGUGUGUGUGCUUGUGUUUAUGUUUCAGGCUGUCAUCAUAAGCAAAUACCCAACCCAGCAUAAGGAAGAGUAUCUUUAUUCUUUUAACUUGACUAUGAAUGUGCGGGCACAAAUCUUUUAAGAUGACUUAACUGUGGAACAGAUAGAUGAAUUAUGUAAAUCUUGGCCCUAAAUGAGAAACUCUUAACAGAUCUGUCACAAUUAACUUGAUUGGCCAGAAAUUAAUCAUAGACCUGGAGGUUAAAUUCAAGAACUCCCUCCAAGUCCCAGGCAGCCAGGUUCAUCAUGGAUUCACUGCUUCCUGAAAUAUGAUGAAUGCUGGGCUCAAUUCAGCAAAUACUUACAGAGUACCUAUUAUAUUCUGAGAAACCAGAAUACAAAGAUAAAGAAGGUUCCUGCUCUAGAUGUUUUAAUUCUGGUCUUUUGUAAAAUAAUUAAUACUUUGGGACCUAAAAAUAAGUCACCAUAUGUAUAAUUCAGUAUUAACAGAUCAUGCAUUCAGAUGUUUGAAUGUACAUUCAUAUCAUGGGCUUGAUUUAGACCUAUUAAGGGGUCAUUAAGCAAAAAUUCAAUCAUAUUUUAAAUAAGCAAAAGUCUGAUUUUUGUUUAAAUUCCUCAAUUAGGUGGCAUUUUCUUUUCUCAGAUACUGUGGUCUAACAUUUUAGAAAGCCUUGCUUUGGCUUUUUAUAUCAUAAACAACAUUUAAAAAAUAAACCAAACACAUGAAUUAUAGUUUUUUAGCGAGUGAUUAUAUCAUGUUUCUCUGCCAUGAUCAUUAGAAAUGAAAAGGGAAAUUUCACUUUCUAGGUGUUACUGGCUGGUACAGUACUUCCCUUUGUGUUUCUGCUUAUUUAUUUAGAUUAUAUAAAUUUUAAAGGGCUUUUUCUAUAAGUUGAAAGUGUGUUUUUGAGCAUGCAUUUGGUUACCCCAAUUGUAGAUAUUUAAUUACUAUGUACUUAUUUGAUUUUCUAUAAUUUCAGCUCAGUGUGUUUUUAGGCUUGUUUAUUUUUAAAUUGAUAUUUUGUUUUCGCUUAUAAUACUGUUUGAUUUGUCUCUAUCAUGUCAUGAUAAACUAAUAUUUUCAAGGAUUAUAGAUUGAAGAUAUUUAUUUAGAAGCAUACAAGAUACUGAAAUUUAGAUUCCUUAUACUUAAGGCUGAUUUUAUUAGAAGAUUAUUUUAAUGUUCUAUUAUAAAUUUUAAGAAUUUGUAUUCAGAUUGUAUGUAAAAUAUGUAAAAUGUCAUGGUACUAUCUAUCUGAUGUGGUUCUAUAAAACACAUUCACAAAACCUGUGAGGAGCAUCCCCAUCAUAGGCAAACCUCUUCUGUUUUACCCUCAUGAUUUCUAGUUACAGGAACCCGAUGGUGAUUUCUACUGACUUUAUGUCAAGAUACGUUAGAAUUUCCCUCCUGUUCACCUCUUUUAGAUCACUAUCAAAGUCCUAAAUACUCUAUAAUGUCCUAUUCUCUUAUAGGUCACUAAGGCCAUCACUUCUGACACCAAUUUCCUGGCAACCUUCACACUGAGAUGAAAGGAUUAAGAUAAUACUUUGGUACUCAGGGGCCCAGCUGAGUCCUAGAAAACCCUUGUGUGUCCUCACCACUUCCCAGGCAGGGCAAGGUGCACUCAGGAUGUGAGUCAAGACACACUGAUGUCUUGACUUAAAAUAGGCAUGAAAUCUCAACUAGGAAAAGUAGGGCGGCUUUUAAAAUUUUAGGUCAUUUAUUGCAUGAAUUGGAGUAAUUCCUUCUGGUGAUGAAAGAAAUGUUAUCUCAUGCAUAAAAAAUUCAUUCAGUCUUACUAUCAUGUAAUUUUUUUGGUCAUUUGAAAGUACUGACAAGUAUCUGUAACUAAUCUUCCUUAAGAACUGUAUUUCAGGGUAACAGAUCAAGCUUGUGAUUUAAAAUCUACACCAAAAAAGUGCAUGAGACAGUUUAUUUGAACUCAUUGGUACUGCAAAAAACUUCUUUAAAGUGAAAAAAAAAUAAUUUUAGAAGAUGGUCUGGCCCCACAAUGGCCAUUUAUUUUGGGAAGUCUGAUAGGUCUCUAACCCCCAGUCAGUCUGACACACAGUAACUAAAAUUGCCCUAAAAAUCCAUUCCUUUAGAUUAAAAAUCAAAAUCCUCUGAAAAUUUUACUUUAUAGAAUUGUGCAUUUGUGUAUUAUCUGUGUAUUUUCUGAAAGGAACUGAAAUUUGAAGGUGGGCCUUAUUUUGAAAGGACAGGUGUGAGUUGGGUCCUGUUAGAGUGGCAGGAGUGGAGAAGGGGUAAGAAUAGAUAAGUAAAAGAGAGAAAGUGGGUAAAACACAAUGAAACACUUGAGUUAGUUACCUGUUGCUAAAGCUGCUUUGUGGCAUUUAUUCUCAGUACAGAGUGAAACUGAAUUAUUGUGUCUGUCUACUGGCAUCACCUACAAUCCUCUUUUCUCUGGGCUCAGUUAACGUUAACUCACCCUUUUAUACUUCUCUAUGCUGUGUAAACUGUUUUCACAUUUAGUUGAUGCUUACAUGAGUAAACCCAAAUCCUCAAAUCCAGGUCUGAUAACUCCCAAGUUCAUCACACUUGCCUUUCUAUCAUGUCGCCAUUCCAUCCUUAGAAAGAAUGAGUGAUUCUAGAGUUUGUGUCUUCUGUUUUAACAUCCUGAAAGAUAAACAUGUAUUGAGUCUCAUGAACUAACCAAAUCUUGUAAAAGUUACUGUGCGUUAAAAUUUUCCAUAAACAUAACGCUAUUUCAAUCUCCUUGGGUUUAGUCGACUGAGAGAAAAAUAUGGUAACCUAUGGGGCAUCUCUUCUCCCUGGUUUUAAGAAGUCACUCCAAACCCAAAUAUUUUGUCUGUUGCCCUAAGGUCAGUGCAGAACCAUGAGCAAUAGCGUUUAUCACUGUCUGUACCCUGACAAAAAUUUGAAUGCCAGUGGUUUAUCUUGCACUGAGCUGAGUGCUAGGACUCCAAAAACAAGAAAUGGUACCAGCUUAAAGAAGAUAACAUCUGGUGAAAUAAAUGUGUAUGGGAAGGGGUAGUAAAAACCAAGAAAUCAGAGAUCAUGCUACUUAUGGGGGUGGAAACGUGAGUUCAUUUUUUCCUACCAGGUGUCAUGCACUAUUUGAAAUAAAGAUAAAAUUCUAUUCCUAGCAACUUGAUAAACAGUCAUUUUUUUCCUCACAUCUAAAUUUCUAGUAAUUAUUUUCACUUCUA
Molecule: messenger RNA, 6174 nt
Organism: Talpa occidentalis (Iberian mole)
Lineage: Eukaryota; Metazoa; Chordata; Mammalia; Eulipotyphla; Talpidae
Gene: CNST
Product: consortin, connexin sorting protein
Exons: 12
Coding region: 296-2452 (718 amino acids)
Biological process (GO): positive regulation of Golgi to plasma membrane protein transport
Cellular component (GO): transport vesicle; plasma membrane; trans-Golgi network
Molecular function (GO): connexin binding
Source: RefSeq, a predicted model, not a curated record